AUGGCCGACGUGGCGGUGGCAGAUGACAGCAUCUCAGCUGCGAGCACGUCUGAUGUCCAGGACCGUCUUUCAGCCCUGGAGCUGAGAGUACAGCAACAAGAAGAUGAAAUCACUGUGCUAAAAGCAGCAUUGGCUGAUGUGCUAAGGCGUCUUGCUAUCUCUGAAGACCAUGUCGCUUCUGUGAGAAAAUCAGCACCAAGUAAAGGUCAGCCAAGCCUCCGAGAAGCUAUCUCGAUGUCCUGUAUAACUAACGGGAGUACAGGAAGCAGGAAAACAAGCCACAGUUCCUCUGUUUCUGUUGCCAGAAAAGAAACUCUUUCAUCUGCUGCAAAAAGCGGUACAGAAAAAAAGAAGGAAAAACCUCCAGGACAGAAAGAAAAAAAAGAGGAAUCUCAUUCUAAUGAUCAAAGUCCACAAACUCAAGCAUCACCUUCUCCCCAGCCCUCCUCACAGACUCUCCAAACACACAGGCAAACUCAAGAAAGCAAGAGUUCUGCUCCAGCUAAAAGCAUAAAGAAAUCCUUGACUGCUGAAAAACCUCACAGUGCUUGGGAGAGUUCGGAUGACAGUCGUAACAAGCUGCUGAGAGUAGCAUCAACAUCUAAAUUAAUAUCAAAAGUGGCAAAGAAUGCAGACAAGCACAAAGAUGUCAUCAUCAGCCAAGCAAAAAUGUCAACUCGUGAAAAAAACAGCCAAGAGGGAGAAUAUAUCAAGAUGUUCAUGCGAGGUCGACCAAUCACAAUGUUCAUUCCUUCUGAUGUAGAAAACUAUGAUGAUAUUAGGACAGAGCUGCCUCCUGAAAAGUUAAAACUGGAGUGGGUAUAUGGGUAUCGUGGAAGAGACUGUCGAGCCAAUGUUUACCUCCUUCCUACCGGAGAAAUUGUAUAUUUCAUAGCGUCAGUGGUGGUACUAUUUAACUAUGAGGAGAGAACUCAGCGACACUACUUGGGUCAUACAGACUGCGUUAAAUGUCUUGCAGUUCAUCCAGACAAAAUUAGAAUUGCAACAGGACAGUUAGCUGGAGUGGAUAAAGAUGGAAGGCCUCUGCAGCCCCAUGUUAGAGUAUGGGACUCGGUGAGCCUGGUGACACUGCAGGUUAUCGGCCUUGGGACUUUUGAACGUGGAGUGGGGUGUUUGGAUUUUUCAAAAGCGGAUUCCGGUACUCAUUUGUGUGUAAUUGAUGACUCUAAUGAGCAUAUGCUCACUGUGUGGGAUUGGCAGAGGAAAUCAAAAAUAGCAGAAAUAAAGACUACAAAUGAAGUUGUUCUUGCUGUAGAAUUCCAUCCAACUGAUGCAAAUACCAUAAUAACAUGUGGCAAAUCUCAUAUAUUUUUCUGGACCUGGAGUGGCAAUUCAUUAUCAAGGAAGCAAGGGAUAUUUGGGAAAUAUGAAAAACCCAAAUUUGUUCAGUGUUUGGCUUUUUUGGGAAAUGGUGAUGUGCUCACUGGAGACUCAGGUGGGAUAAUACUUAUAUGGGGCAAAACUACUGUAGAAUCUACUCCAGGAAAAGGACCUAAAGGAGUAUAUCAGAUAAGCAGACAAAUCAAAGCUCAUGAUGGCAGCGUGUUCACACUCUGUCAAAUGAGGAAUGGGAUGCUGCUAACUGGAGGUGGGAAAGACCGGAAGAUCAUCCUGUGGGAUCAUGAUCUGAAUCCCGAAAGGGAAAUUGAGGUUCCUGACCAGUAUGGAACAAUCAGAGCAGUAGCGGAAGGAAAAGCAGAUCAAUUUUUAGUGGGUACUUCACGAAACUUUGUUUUGCGGGGAACAUUUAACGAUGGUUUCCUAGUAGAGGUACAGGGACAUACAGAUGAACUCUGGGGACUGGCAUCCCAUCCUUUCAAAGACUUAUUUUUAACAUGUGCCCAAGAUAGGCAAGUUUGUAUGUGGAACUCUGUGGACCACACACUGGAAUGGACCAGGCUGCUAGAUGAACCGGGGCACUGUGCUGACUUCCAUCCCAGUGGAGCAGUGGUUGCAAUAGGAACGCACUCGGGCAGGUGGUUUGUUUUGGAUGCGGAAACGAGGGAUCUGGUUUCAAUACACACUGAUGGCAACGAACAGCUCUCAGUGAUGCGCUACUCAGUAGAUGGCACCUUACUUGCAGUUGGAUCCCAUGACAACUUUAUUUACCUCUACGUAGUAACAGAAAAUGGAAGAAAGUAUAGCAGAUAUGGAAAAUGCACUGGACAUUCCAGCUAUAUUACACACCUUGACUGGUCCCCGGACAACAAGUAUAUAAUGUCAAACUCAGGAGACUAUGAAAUACUAUACUGGGACAUUCCAAGUGGCUGUAAGCUGAUCAGGAAUCGUUCUGACUGUAAGGAUAUAGAUUGGACGACAUACACUUGUGUGCUAGGCUUCCAGGUGUUUGGAGUUUGGCCCGAAGGAUCAGAUGGGACAGACAUAAAUGCCCUUGUCAGAUCCCAUAACAGAAAAGUGAUAGCAGUUGCUGAUGAUUUUUGUAAGGUCCACCUCUUUCAGUAUCCCUGUUCCAAGCCAAAGGCUCCAAGUCACAAAUACAGCGCUCACAGUAGUCAUGUGACAAAUGUCAGCUUCACCCAUAGCGAUGGUCACUUGAUUUCAACUGGAGGGAAAGACAUGAGUAUUAUUCAAUGGAAACUUGUGGAGAAGGUAACUCUACCACAAAAUGACAUUGUCGUAGACAUAGGUGCAACCAAAGUGCCCAUCCCUGCCAGUGAAAACGCUGUACAGUCUCCUGCGCCUCUCCCACAGCCUUUUAACGAAAUGAACCAAAAUGAAAGUGUAACUGGCAGCUCUCCGGCUUCUUUGGAGAGCAACUUGGAGCAGUCCGCGGAGGCCAGCGAAGAGCAAAGCGAGGAGCAAAGCGAGGGGAGCAGCCUGGAUCCCGCUGAGCCGGGCUACGAGGAGCCCUCCAACGAGACGAGCGAGGAGCACAGUGAAUCCACGGUCACUGAAGAGCAGCAAGAUAACUCACCGGUGUCUUAACGCUCCCAGCUCAGGCGGUUGUUAUUUUCCCUUGGUGUGCGUGCUUUCAUUACAGGGUGAGGGUUCAAAUAGGGAAAAGUAGCUGAGAUUCACGACCACUCCAGCUUUUGAGUUUCAGUGAGAUUUUUUUAGUCUGAGCUUCAGUUCAAUGUGUGGAACCAUCCCAAGGGCCUGGCUUGAUGGUCUGUGUCAAGAUCUGGUCACAGUUAGUAGUGGACGUUACUAUAGAUCCAUUUCAGUUCUGAAAUUGGUGUCAGGAUGUGGCAUGAAAUACAUACUGGAAAAAAGGUUAGCUCUGAGAAUUAGCUGAAGUAGACCACCUUAACUAUGUGAAAGUGCUUUCUGAAAGAACGAGGCUAAUGGGAAGCGCUGAGCUGUUUCAGCUGGGGAGUAGUAGUACUGUGCUGCUUUUUCCAGGUGCGAAGACAAACAAAACAAAAAAACAACCGAAAAGGUCUUUGUAGGGCUGUUUUCCUUUGUUUUUUCUUACUGAGAAAAAGAGAGGAAAAACAAUGUAACAAUGCCACAUGUAUGGCAAUGCCUUCUUGAUCUAACACAUAUGCAAUUUUCUAACACUACUAAUUCCUAGUGGAGUCGGGAUGUGCUUGCAGUUGGUCUGCCCUGGGUGCUGCUAGUUCUAAGGCAAAUCCUGUCGAGGAACGGUGCCGGCUGUUCCAUUUUCGCAGACAAUAACAGACUAACCAAAUACUGGCGUGUUUCACUUUUCAUGACCUGAAAGUUGAUUUAAACUGUAGGAUGUAAUUGUCUCUUCAAAGAAUUGCUUGCCUAGAGAGUUUGAAACUUGAGAGUCUUUACAGUGACUUUGAUGUGAAGAACAGAGGAAGCGUAGCAAGAACACAGAAGUCAGAUGGGC
Nipponia nippon (crested ibis) is the source of this 3841-nucleotide messenger RNA. NCBI's taxonomy places the organism in Eukaryota, Metazoa, Chordata, Aves, Pelecaniformes, Threskiornithidae. The record is from RefSeq and is a predicted model, not a curated record.